CGUGACCGCUCCCUUCAGGGCGGGCCUCCCUCGCUGUCCCUGAAAAGGAAGCGGAGCCGGCCCGAGCGGCUUCCAGGGCGAGGACGAGAGCAGCAGGGACCAUCUGCAAGGCUGACUGGUUGCUAGAGAAUUGCAGAUUUAUUGCCAUGGCAGGAAACAGAGGGACUAUCAAGGGGGCCUCCAGCUUUCACCCUGAGGCCGAUGCCCAGCAACUCCGCAAAGCUAUGAAAGGCUUGGGUACUGAUGAAGAUGCCAUCAUUGAGGUUUUGGUCAACAGGAACUUGUCCCAACGGCAGGAGAUUAAGAUCGCCUACAAAUCCACAAUUGGUCGGGAUUUGAUUAAUGACCUGAAAUCUGAGCUGAGUAAGAAUUUUGAGAACGUUAUUAUUGGAUUGAUGACUCCUAUCACCUUGUAUGAUGUGGAAGAGCUGAAAAGAGCAAUGAAGGGGGCUGGGACAGAUGAAAGCUGCCUGAUAGAAAUCUUGGCCUCUCGUACCAACGAGGAAAUCCGGAGAAUUAAUGACACCUAUCAUCGUCAGUAUGGGACCUCCCUGGAGAAAGACAUUGCUUCAGACACCUCCUCCAAGUUCCGAAGAGUCCUGGUAUCCCUGUCAACUGGCAACAGAGAUGACAGUUCAUAUGUUGACCAGGGGCUGGUCCAAGAGGAUGCCAAGUGCCUGUAUGAAGCAGGGGAGAACAAAUGGGGCACCAGUGAGGGCCAGUUCAUUACCAUCUUGUGCUCCAGAAACAGGAGCCAUCUGCUAAGGGUAUUUGAUGAAUACAAGAAAAUUGCUAACAAAGAUAUUACGGAGAGCAUUAAAUCCGAGAUGUCUGGAGACCUUGAAGAUGCCUUGCUGGCAAUAGUGAAAUGCUUGAGAAACAAACCUGCAUACUUUGCUGAACGGCUGUACAAAUCUAUGAAGGGCUUGGGCACCGAUGAUAACACCCUGAUCCGUGUGAUGGUCUCUCGCUGCGAGAUCGAUAUGAUUGAUAUUAAGGCGGAGUUCAAGCGCAUGUAUGGAAAAUCCCUCUACUCUUUCAUUAAGGACGACACCUCAGGGGACUACAGGAAAGUCCUCCUCCUUCUGUGUGGCGGGGACAACUAAGAGCUUCCAGGUUUCUUCCCCAUCUUGGCGCUCAGGAAUUUUGGGAGUUGAAGUCCACCAGUCAUAAAAGGGCCAUCGUUCCCCUGCCGCAGAUGACAAGUAGUCAAACCUUUCGCGGAAAUGCUUUUUAAAAUGCCAAUCAUAUCGCGCUAAGCUAACAUUGAUUGUACCUCUGCCCUCUCCGAUUUCUA
Thamnophis elegans (Western terrestrial garter snake) is the source of this 1297-nucleotide messenger RNA. RefSeq names its product annexin A4 (gene ANXA4). NCBI's taxonomy places the organism in Eukaryota, Metazoa, Chordata, Lepidosauria, Squamata, Natricidae. The coding region runs from base 147 to 1106 and encodes 319 amino acids. The transcript has 13 exons. Gene Ontology annotation, molecular function: calcium ion binding; calcium-dependent phospholipid binding. Gene Ontology annotation, cellular component: cytoplasm. The record is from RefSeq and is a predicted model, not a curated record.